AUGGCAGCAAUGUUGGGAGCUGCGGGUGGAGCAGGCGAUCUGGGCGCUCUUCCGCUCGAACAGUGGUUCUUUGAGAUGCCGGUUUGCACGCGAUGGUGGACGACUGCCACGGUGGUUACUGGGUUGCUGGUCCAAUGUCAUGUGUUGACGCCCUUUCAACUAUUCUAUUCCUUUCGUGCCGUGUUUGUUCGCUCGCAGUAUUGGCGCCUCUUUACCACAUUCAUCUAUUUUGGGCCUUUGAGCUUGAACUUGUUGUUUCACAUUUUCUUUAUCCAGCGAUAUGCCCGUAUGCUCGAGGAGUCUGCUGUAUCGCAAGCGCACUUUACGUGGAUGCUGGCUUAUGCCGUUGCGGUACUGCUUGCACUUGCUCCUCUGGUAUCAGUUGUUUUCUUGGGCAGCAUACUCAGCAGCACUCUCGUCUAUAUCUGGAGCCGCAAACACCCCGACGUCCAACUUUCCUUCCUUGGCUUGUUCAUCUUUCGCGCGCCGUUCUUGCCUUGGGUCAUGAUUGGGUUGAGUGUGGUUAUGCAUGGGAACUGGCCUAAAGAUGAGUUGUGUGGUAUUGCUGUGGGACACGAUCACNNAGUCUAUUACUUCUUCAACGACAUUUAUCCGGCAAACCACAAUGGGCAGCGACCNCUGGAUCCGCCAAUGUGGUGGCAAAGACUGAUACGAGGAAAUGCCGUCGUCGAUGCAGAGAUUGCGCAACAAAGACGCACUGAUUGA
Messenger RNA from Aureobasidium uvarum, 726 nucleotides. Lineage: Eukaryota; Fungi; Ascomycota; Dothideomycetes; Dothideales; Saccotheciaceae. The record is from the annotation of a GenBank genome assembly.